AUGGAGGGGCUGAAUAACAUGCUGAGGAUAGCUACUCAAAACAGAUGGAUAAGGGGAUUUGAAGUUAGUAGCAGGGCAGGUGUGAGUAUGGAGAUUUGCAAAUUGUUGUAUGCGGAUGACACUGUAAUCUUCUGCGAGGCAAAAGAAGACCAAAUUAGAUAUAUUAGAGUGAUACUUGUGAUCCUAGAAGCUGUCUCUAGUCUAAGGGUUAACUGGAGCAAAAUCAGUUUAUUCCUUAUCAAGGAAGUAGCACAGAUGCAAAGAUUGGCUAACAUCCUAAGGUGCAAGAUUGAGCAAUUCCCAACAACUUACUUGGGAAUGCCUCUGAGAAGCAAUCAUAAAGAACUACUGAUAUGGGAUGGGAUAAUCCAGAGGUUAGAGAAGAAGUUAGCCAUAUGGAAAUCUCAAUACUUGUCACUCGGGGGCCGACAAACACUAAUAAAUGCAGUGCUAGACUCCCUCCCCACUUAUGUCAUGUCUCUAUUUCCCUUACCUGCUAAGGUGCUAGAGAAAUUGGACAAACUUAGAAGAGACUUUCUUUGGUUUGGAAACAAAGAAAGAAAGGGGUAUUAUCUAGUUAACUGGGAAACAAUGCAGCUACCUAAGCUCUCAAGUGGUCUUGGAGUUAGGAAUCUUCGAAUCCAUAAUGAGUGCCUCUUGACGAAGUGGCUGUGGAGAUAUGUGCAAGAAGAACAUGCUCUUUGGAGAGAAGUUAUACAUCACAAGUAUGGCCAGGACUCCCAAUGGUGUACCAAUGAGGUCACUAUACCAUAUGGAGUUUCAACAUGGAAAACAAUAAGAUCCUUCGGGACCAAACUAGCAGGAAACAUCAAACUUAGAAUAGGAAAUUGA
Solanum verrucosum is the source of this 852-nucleotide messenger RNA. RefSeq lists its product as uncharacterized. The record is from RefSeq and is a predicted model, not a curated record. The transcript has a single exon. Bases 1 to 852 code for a protein of 283 amino acids. NCBI's taxonomy places the organism in Eukaryota, Viridiplantae, Streptophyta, Magnoliopsida, Solanales, Solanaceae.